Messenger RNA from Ochlerotatus camptorhynchus, 1526 nucleotides. RefSeq lists its product as uncharacterized. The transcript is spliced from 2 exons. NCBI's taxonomy places the organism in Eukaryota, Metazoa, Arthropoda, Insecta, Diptera, Culicidae. The record is from RefSeq and is a predicted model, not a curated record. The coding region runs from base 1 to 1458 and encodes 485 amino acids.
AUGGCCCCGAAUCGAAUCUUCAUGGUGGAACUGAUCGUGGAGGAAUUGCAAAUGUUUUCGGUCGAACGCACAAGCGACCCGGAAGAAACGGUUCCUGAAAACAGCGAACCGGAAUCCUGUCCGGAACGUUGCAUUCGCUUUCAGCUCGGUAAUUUCGCUCGCUGCGAGGUCUGCGAGAAGGAUUUCGGAUCCCAGCUCGACGAGAACAGCUCAAAACUAGGUGAAAACUGUAUGUUCACACUGAAUGAAGAUCACUACCGGGAGAAUGAGUUAAACUAUGAGAUCUCCGCUCUGGAAAAGCAAACCGACGGUCGGAAGAAAGUCCUCGGCAAAUGGGACGAAUCGGCCAGCGAAAUUCUUCGCAACCUGGCGAAGAACUACGAUGACAUCAACGGAAGGCGGGGAUCUGAAGCUUCAAUCGGAACGGCCCUUUCGGUGGAUUCAAUCUCGAAGAAGAACGUCCCCGUAUCGGAGACGUUCCGGUCUCUGUAUCCACUGCGCAACGACAGCGAAAUUGUCCGAGGAUGCGUCAUCGUGACAUUCAGAAUCUCCUGUCUUGGGGAGAGGAUCACUCAGAAGAUUAAGCUUGGCGCAAAAGACGAUCAGCCAGGUGUUACCUGCUUCAAAACGACUGAUCAGGAAGAUCGUGAGCAUUUUAUGAAAUGUGUGGUGUUCGAUGAGGUGGCUCAUCCGCAUCCCGUACUCUGCGGAGAAUGUGAGCCAGAGGCAAAUGUGGCGUCGCUUCCUCCGACCCCGCCAGCAUCCGUGACCAGCAAGGAGGAAAUUUGCUCGCCUUACGACGAGUAUACGGCCGAAUUGAACGGCAAUGCCAUUGCCAUUCGAAUCGAGAAGAACUCGGAGCUUAAGGUCAUGCUAGAUAACGAUCAGGAUGAUAACUGCACCAAAGGAUGCUGGACCUCGCUCAAGCUGCCGGAAGGCGUCUACGCCCUGGAGGAACGCGACGUCCAACGAGAGCAGAACGCUUGCCACCUGCCGGUGAUCCGAGGUAACCUCAAGUACCCGGCUCAGCAGUGGUCUGCCGACUUUCUGAUGUGCAAGCAGAAGCGACCGAUCUGUGCCGAAGACUACCGCAAACGAACGGAUCCAACGCGUUCGGUUUGCAUGCAAACGCGCAAUCCGGAAGCGGAACCCCAUUCGAUUCACCCGUGUGGCAUCGAAAUCUGCAAGAAGGGAUGGCACGAUCCAAAUGUUGACGUAUUUGUCCUCAAGUUGGGCAAAAAUAAAACAACUCGCGCCGCGGAUGGCGGCAAUCAGAUCGAACUGGAACUGAGGACCCCCAAGGGACCAAUGUACGAACGGCGACCGAAGGAAACUCGUGGCGUUCAGGUGAUCGAAGCCGAGUUUGAAGAUUUGCAGAAGCCCGCUGAGGAGAUCAAGCAGCCGAAGAAGAAGGCGGCAGCCGCCGGUGGUGCCAAGAAGGGAGGUAAAAAGAAGUAACAGAAGAAAGUCCGAUUACAUUCGAUUGUUUCCCACUAGCACAGUCAUUAAAGGUUAUUUGAACAUUG